AUGAAUAAAUUUGAUGAGUUUAUAGAGUCCAACGAGAAGGAAUUGGAUGUGGAUACAAGCACCCGAAAUAGCAUGAUUUCUUUGUCUCCUGUGAUGAAGGCACGACCAAAGUUUCGUCCUUCUGGCUCCAAUGGUUACAGAUUUGAGCACCAUCGUACGUCCAGUGCAGGGAGCGUGCAUUCGCAAAAGCCAAUGACGCCUACCAGAUUAAGCGAACGAGAUCAUCCCCUACAAAUGAAACCAGAUGCUAGAAGGGUCGUAACUCGUCAUUCCUCCAUGUCUAUUCCGAACGCAAUGGGUAAGAGAAGAUCGCUUAUUCAACCAAUGGUUUUUCCCACCACACCAGAAUCUCAAAACAGUAUAUCCUUUGGAAAUACAGUAAGCUUUUCUGGCGGAUCCCAUGGAAUUCAAUUAGAGUCUACUACAGUACUUUCCAGUGAAGAAGCAAUUGGAGAUGGUCUCCGACGGUCUAGAAACGGCAGUUCACAAUCGGUGAAUAGUAUGGCAGCGACCGCCGUGCCCACAAAUGGGGCCGAUGUGAGUACCCUUUUACAAGCCCUUGCUACAAAAGAGUUGGAACUUCUGGAAUGUAAACAAAAGGUUGAAGAUUUGAAGAAACAAACUCAACACGAAGAAGAAAACUACUCUCGUCGUGCACGUGAACUCCAGGAGUUGAAAGAACAAGUAAGUAAGCAUUUGGAUCCGUCUCAGAAUAUGCCAGCGAAAAACUGUGCCUUUUCACCCGUGCUUAAGAAUAUACCUAUGGAAUCAAGGGCUGAAAAUGCUGGUAAUGCUAGUUUUGUGGGAACGCGAAAGGAAAGGGAACCUCUAAACUCCAACCAAUCAAGAUCUGUGUUCUCACAAGACAUUCAAGAAACACGUCGGGGAAACACCUCAUCGGAUCCGUCUAAACAAUCACUUUGGAGUAAGCCGCUGGCUCUAUUCAACCAGUUUGACAAAAUCAUUCAGCAUGAAAUUGAAAGGACUCUGAAUUGGGAUGACUCCAGCCCUGGUGAACCAGAGCGGCGGCGAGCAACACCGACCAGUAAUGACGAUUCCUCAGUACGGCUGCUCAAUGGUGAAAACUCAGGAAAUAACGAAGUAUCUCCUUCUCAAGGAUCUGUUUCCAGAUCUCUCUGGAAUUUUGUUAGCGACGUCAAGGCCGGGCUGCUUGGUAUAGAGGAAGAAAACGAUAGCGAUCUUACUAAUGACAACAGAAUUGAUCCUGUAAACAAAAGUGGUGGAGAGCAUAAACAGGACCGAAACGAACUCAAAGUAACCGAUCACUCAAGGGCAGAGGAUACUGGCGAUAACUCUAGUUUGGAUAUGAAGGAAUUCAAAACGACAAUCAAAUUUCAAAAAGCCAAAGCAGAUGAUGAGAUUCUCAUAACUGAAGGUGGACAUCGAGCACGAGCCGGGGAAAGUAAAACCCGAAGUAACAAACUAAAAUUUGUAGGAGAACACUGCACUCAUGACCCUAACGACGGUGGUUUCUCCGUACAUAAUACUGUCGAAAUGGCGAAUUUUUAA
Messenger RNA from Saccharomyces kudriavzevii IFO 1802, 1530 nucleotides. It is a transcript of the gene TDA11, whose product is annotated as Tda11p. The transcript has a single exon. The record is from RefSeq and is a predicted model, not a curated record. Bases 1 to 1530 code for a protein of 509 amino acids. Lineage: Eukaryota; Fungi; Ascomycota; Saccharomycetes; Saccharomycetales; Saccharomycetaceae.